Molecule: messenger RNA, 732 nt
Organism: Knipowitschia caucasica
Lineage: Eukaryota; Metazoa; Chordata; Actinopteri; Gobiiformes; Gobiidae
Source: the annotation of a GenBank genome assembly
AUGGCUCCUGAGGCUCCUAAAGGAGCUCAAGGAGCCACAGAAAACAAAGGAGCUACAGGAGCCACUGGAACUAGAGGAUCAACAGGAGCCACAGGAGCUACAGGAGCCACAGGAGCUACAGGAGCUACAGGAGUCACAGGAGCUACAGGAGCCACACCACAGGAGCUACAGGAGUUAAAGGAGCUACAGGAGCCAAAGGAGUUCCAGGAGCCAGAGGAGCCUCAGGAGUCAGAGGAGCCACAGGAGAUACAGGACCCACAGGAGUUUAAGGAGCCACAGGAGAUACAGGAGCCGUUCGAACAACAGGGGCCUCAGGAGCAACAGGAGCCACAGGAACCACAGGAGUUUAAGGAGCUACAGGAGCCACAGGAGCUACAGGAGCCACAGGAACUACAGGAGCUAGAGGCGCCACAGGAGCUACAAGAGCCACAGGAAAUACAGGAGCCACUAGAACUAGAGGAGCAACAGGAGCCAAAGGAGCUCCAGGAGCCACAGAAGACAAAGGAGCUACAGCAGCCACAGGAAAUACAGGAGCUAGAUGAGCCAGAGGAGCUACAGGAGCCACAGGAAACACAGGAGUUGAAGGAGCCACAGGAGCUAGAGGAGCCACUGGAGCCUGAUGAGCGACAUGAGCUCCAGGAUCCACAGGGGCCUCAGGAGCCACAGGAGCUAAAGGAGCUACAGGAUCCACAGGGGCCUCAGGAGCUAAAGGAGCUACAGGAGCCACAGUAA